UCCACAUUGGAGUAGCAGAUAGAACAUUCAAGAAACCUAAGAAACCUGACCACCCAGCACCACAAAUUUUCCACAUCCUCAAGGACAACACGUGUUGUUCAAGAACCUGUCAACGCUUCUGUUGUUGCCUCGUGCCUCCAUUUACAACCAUCGCACGUCGUUAAACAUCGAUCGCAAGUCCCUCACUGUCACUGCCCACCGCCAUUGAUAGUCAUGGCUGCCCCAGCGAGCGGUAUACACUGCCCACUCAUACCACUAAUUGUCUCAUCUGACAAGCCUGCUAGGACGACCUCGUGUCUAUUUUAAUAUCAAGAUCGGCGACAGAGACGAGGGCAGAAUUGUGUUUGAACUCUACAACGAUGGUACCUUGCUCCCACCUACGAUCUCUCUGAUAACAGCUAAACCCCCUCCCAGUCGUCCCAAAGACAGCCGAAAACUUCCGUGCGCUCUGUGUCGGUGACAAAGGCAAUAGCAAGUCGGGCAAGCCCUUGAGCUACAAAGGUAUUCAAAACCGCUCUACCGGACCACCAAACCUUCUCCCCUGGUCUUCAGUCGCUGAUGCUGCGCAGGGUCAAUCUUCCAUAGAGUCAUCAAGUCUUUCAUGAUUCAGGGUGGUGAUUUCACAAACUUCAAUGGAACUGGAGGGGAGUCAAUCUAUGGCGAGAAGUUUGACGACGAAAACUUUGAGUUGAAGCAUGAACGUCCAUUCUUACUGUCAAUGGCAAACUCUGGGCCUGGUAUGCACCACCAAGUCCACUACUCUUCCCAAUUUUCCUAACUCUCUAGGCACCAAUGGCUCCCAGUUCUUCGUGACCACUGUCAAAACCCCUCAUCUCGACGGAAAGCAUGUGGUUUUUGGAGAAGUCAUCAAUGGCAAAAACAUUGUUCGAAAGAUCGAAAAUCUUCCUACGCAAUCUGACAAGCCAGUACAUGACGUGGUUGUGUCCGACUGCGGCCAGCUGGAGGGCUCAGCAUAUUCGGCCGCCACAGAGAAGGCUCUCGACUCCACAGGUGAUCCGUAUGAGGACUUUCCUGACGAUCAAGGAGAAGGAUUGAAGGGUGAAGAGUAUUACAAGAUUGGUCUGGACCUCAAGGAAUAUGGAAACAAGGCAUUCAAGGCAGGAGAUGUCGAGGUGGGAAUUGAAAAGUACCAGAAAGCUCUCCGCUACCUCAACGAAUACCCGGCGACCAACGACAACGACCCGAAGGAACUCCAAGGUAAUCUAGAUUCUCUACGAUUCACACUGCACAGCAACUCGGCUCUGCUGGCGAACAAGACCAAGCGAUAUGCCGAGGCUCAGAAGUGGGCGGGCUUUGCCAUUGACGGCAUGCCAAAGGAUGCCAAAGACGCGGACAAGGCCAAGGUGUACUUCCGGCGGGGACAAGCUAGAGUUGCGCUGAAAGAUCUGGAAGCCGGAUUGCAAGACUUUGAACAGGCGGCGAAACUGGCACCCACGGAUGCGGGCAUCAAGCACGAAUUGGCCAAGACCAAGAAGACUUUGCAAGACAGCCUCCGACGGGAGAAGGAGAGCUACAAAAAGUUCUUCAGCUGAAAAGUUUGGACAAGUGGAUGACAGCCUGGUGGGUCAUGGUAACGUGGAAACCCCGAGCGUGGUCCAUCCAAACCACGUAACGCAUGCAUGAGUUGAGCUUGCAUGGAUAGAGUCACCAAGAGCCUAGGCAGCUAGCAGUGAUCGGGUGCUUAGAGACAUGAGCAUGGCGCCAGCGUUAUACCCUGAGGUGGCGAGACAUCAGGGAUCAUUCGACGCCUUAUAAAGAUAUCUUAGAUGGUGUAAUUGCUCAUCCAACCUUGCUCUAUUCUUCCCACCGCUCAAAUGUCUCGCCUGACAACCUCCCACCACCCUGACCAUGCUGAUGUUGUGGGGCCACGGCUUGUUGGUGAUCCUACGGCUGACUUCUCCCAUCCUUGUUCUCACCCCCUGGAGCCAGGUUUUCUGUGCUGGCUCCAACUUUGAGUUCUUCCCUCCAGGUCGUUCGCUCCUGACUAACGACACCCGGGCCGUUGUAAAUACUGCCGUAGUCGCCCGUGGCCCAGGUUCGGCCUUCUUUGGCCUUUGUCGUGUUGGCAUCCUUCCACUUCUUGCGAUACCACUUUCCGUAGAUCAACAAAUAAUAGAGCCG
Molecule: messenger RNA, 2142 nt
Organism: Exophiala mesophila
Lineage: Eukaryota; Fungi; Ascomycota; Eurotiomycetes; Chaetothyriales; Herpotrichiellaceae
Exons: 2
Coding region: 696-1553 (285 amino acids)
Biological process (GO): protein peptidyl-prolyl isomerization; protein folding
Cellular component (GO): intracellular membrane-bounded organelle
Molecular function (GO): peptidyl-prolyl cis-trans isomerase activity; protein binding
Source: RefSeq, a predicted model, not a curated record